Molecule: messenger RNA, 337 nt
Organism: Drosophila ficusphila
Lineage: Eukaryota; Metazoa; Arthropoda; Insecta; Diptera; Drosophilidae
Product: coiled-coil domain-containing protein 103
Exons: 2
Coding region: 68-313 (81 amino acids)
Biological process (GO): determination of left/right symmetry; inner dynein arm assembly; epithelial cilium movement involved in extracellular fluid movement
Cellular component (GO): outer dynein arm
Source: RefSeq, a predicted model, not a curated record
UUUGUCAAACAAACUAGUUUCCAAGAUUGGAAACUGAGACAUACAAAUUGAGUUAAAAGUAAUCAUCAUGGAGGAAUGGAAGAUAACGCCCGAGGAGAUUAUUCGGCUGCGGGACAGCUGCCUGAAGUGCAUCCGGGAUGGAGAACUUUAUGAACUACGCAAUGAUGCAAAACUAAGGGCUGUUUAUAGCACUCAAAGCUACGAGGAGUUCAAGGAUAUUGUAGAUGCUGCUCAUCUUCGUCCAGUAACCAGGAGUGACAAGAACAACGUCCAGACGAAGAGCCGACUUUGGAACUCGGCCGCCCGCCAUUAAUGAUUAAUUGUCCCACCCAAAUAA